Messenger RNA from Papilio machaon (common yellow swallowtail), 1704 nucleotides. RefSeq lists its product as uncharacterized. The transcript has 10 exons. The coding region runs from base 1 to 1353 and encodes 450 amino acids. The record is from RefSeq and is a predicted model, not a curated record. Lineage: Eukaryota; Metazoa; Arthropoda; Insecta; Lepidoptera; Papilionidae.
AUGGACGUUUACAAAGCCAUAUUUAUUACAUUCUGCAUAAAAGUAGUGGUAAGUAAGCUACGAGACUUCGCCACCUGUCAUGAUAACUUCGAGUUGAAGCCUGCCGACGGCGUCCUGGAGCCUCACACAUUUACAUGGCUGGGCGCCGUUUACUACGUACAUGUGACGACAUCACUGCCGCAUCAAUCGGUGGCGCCGCGAGUUGUGCUCGUUCACAAACAGUUCGUGCUAGGGACUGCAAAGGAUCUACUCAAGCUGCCCAAGAAUUAUAAACUGGGUCACGUAAUAUUCGGUGAUUAUGAGCGUGACGAAGACGAAUGCGGCCUCACCCGCGAGCAGCUCAAGAUGAACCAGAAAUGCUCUCGCGCCUACAUCGUAAUGCCUCAUCAAGAAGUAAUAGCGCAUCCAGAGUAUACUAGAUUCGGUAUCGCCAACAGCUUAGCCGUUGUCAAGUUAGUGCGUCCAUUAAAAUCUUUUUACAUGCUCCCGAUUUGUUUGCCAACGUUAGUUGAGCGAAGAGUCAAACGAAGAAACAAAGCCGUUUUUCUGAUCGACUACUUAAACCCCGUUCCAAUUGAUUUAGACGGAGAACGAAUGGCCAAAAAGACUUUAAAGGUGUUCCCUCACAAAGAUUGCAUCAGGCACCGUAGAAGUAGUCUAGGAGGAGGUGUCUCCCAUGAGCUGUGUACUACAGGAUGUGGUAUUCGGCCCGGUGCUCCUAUUAUUAGUCAAGAUGUUGACGGGUCCUUUCAACUGAUAGGGCUGUCGGCGGGCAGUCAGCCCUGCAGGAUCCACACCAUGAGGAGUCGCCUGAACGAUGAUCCGCCCUUAUUCAUCGACGUCUUCCCUUACGUUACCUGGAUCAUGAAUGUGAUCUCAGCUAGUAUUGUACCGCGCCCUUUUCCUGGAAAGUUAAUGCUUACCGAAGGAGGUUCAAGUAUAGGGAUACGACCAGGGUUUUUAAGACAAUCGAAAAAACAGAAGUUUGGGUGGAGAGGGCGCAUGUUCGUGUCCGGAAACUAUUGUUACAUGAGCCCCAAGCGCCAAAGGAAAACUGCAUUCUUCUACAUUGAGAAGUUUUCUGUAAAGGCUGGUCCAGAAGCCAAGGUCACAGUAUAUAUAAGGAUUUCUGCGGGUAUACAGUGCACUAUAACUUGUGCCCGUCUAAUAAUACCGAAUCAUAAAUCAACGCCAAUCAUCGACGGUGUCGGUGGCUUCAAUAUAUCGGUCCAACUGGAUACUAAUUGGUUUCCCUCCAGGUUUUUCUUCACACUCGGCCUAAGCGGCAAGAAUACGUCUGCAGAUAACUUAAGCAAGUGGUGGUCACAACGUAACCCGCAAGGAAUGUGGUGAAAAAAUACAUCCGCGUCUUUAUAUCCUUAUUUUAAUGACAUCUGUUUUUUAUUCACAGCCAUCUAUUGAAUCCAAAUUGUGACAAUAGAAUGUUAAGGUCUGAUCUAAAUUAGUUGUAAACAAAAAAAAUAAGCCCGAUUGACAGCAUGCUAACAUACUUGCGAUAAACAUUACACUCCUGUGAGUUUGGCAAAAAAUAAAUGUUUCUAGUAAUUUGUUUUUGUUACAUACAUCACAAUGAAGAGACGUCAACAGCUUUAUGAGUCAGACUAAAGUGUUAUACGGGCGUCGACUCCGACUCCGAGAUACCUAUUCUAGACGACGUUAAAUAAGAACCCUAUUUAUUUACUG